Molecule: messenger RNA, 1657 nt
Organism: Suillus bovinus
Lineage: Eukaryota; Fungi; Basidiomycota; Agaricomycetes; Boletales; Suillaceae
Product: Alpha/beta knot methyltransferase
Exons: 6
Coding region: 137-1279 (380 amino acids)
Biological process (GO): rRNA base methylation
Cellular component (GO): small-subunit processome; nucleolus
Molecular function (GO): rRNA binding; rRNA (pseudouridine) methyltransferase activity
Source: RefSeq, a predicted model, not a curated record
UGAUACCUAUGCCAUACCUAAGUGCGGAUACUAAGUGCUCCAAAUAAAAUUGAAUAAGUACUUAGAGAUCUGAUAUCCGGGAUUCAACGUUCAUCUACAGUUACAUCCACCUCCCUCUUUCCUCUCACAUCGAAUCAUGUCUGCCGUCCCAGAACUCUCUGUUCGUCGUCGUCGCCAUUCAGGAUCGACCACAGCCCCAGCGCCAAUCCGUGCUAAUCUACUCAAUGCACAACGAGAUGAUGAAGCUAUGAUUGUGCCCCCACCACGACCAAAAUCAACUCCCAUUGAUGAACGGCACCAGCGACAACGCAGGUCCGGUUCACCCGAGUCUGAUUCGGAAGGCUCCGAUAAGGAGACAUCCACCAUGCAGGUUGAUAACGAUUUACUCAGUCAACAAACUCAACAAUCUUCGUCACACUCUCAAGAAUCUCAAAAACGUCAAGUCAUCACAUCCAAUCUAGAAAAUUCUAGCCCAGAGCGUCCCACUCGUCCUCUACCUGCUAAAUCUCGAAAAAUGGCCGGAAAUUCAUCCAGCAAUCCUAUGCCGCAAUCUGCAAACCCGUCCAUGUUGCCAGUUCAGGCUCAUGUACCCCGUGGUGGUAUUGCAUCGACUCAGAGAAGGUUGUUUGUCAUCCUAGAGCAAGCUUGCUUGGAGGCAUACAGAGUAUCAAGUGGAGGAAAAGGCAAAGGCGGCAGGGAGGGUGAUGUCAAAUACACUCUUCUCAAUUGCGACGACCAUCAGGGCAUCCUCGCAAAAACUGGUAGAGAUAUCGCGGAUGCUCGUCCCGAUAUUACGCAUCAGUGCCUGUUGACACUCUUGGAUUCGCCUCUAAAUAAGGCGGGUCUGCUACAGGUGUACAUACACACUACAAAAGGAGUGCUCAUUGAGGUCAAUCCUCAUGUAAGGAUUCCUCGUACCUUCAAACGAUUCAGCGGAUUAAUGGUUCAACUUCUCCAUAAGUUGUCUAUUCGAGGUGUCAACGGCCCAGAGAAGCUGCUCAAGGUAAUCAAGAACCCCGUGUCCGACCACCUUCCUGUCAAUACUAUCAAACUCACCCUUUCUGGUGAUGCUCCCACUGUCAGACUAUCCCGUUAUCUUCCGACUCUUCCGGAAACGCACUCGAUCGCUGUCUUUGUGGGCGCGAUGGCUCGAGGCCGCGAUGACUUUGCCGAUCAUGUUGUAGACCACAAAAUCAGUAUCAGUGAUUAUCCUCUAUCUGCAUCAGUUGCUUGUGGCAAGUUAUGUUGUGGUCUAGAAGAACUCUGGGACAUCGUGUAAUGCCCUCAUCUCCUACGCCACAAUCUGAAAAUUAUCGAUAUGUUGUAUCAUAUUGGCUUCCAGGUUGGUUGUACCUCAGAAAGCAUUUUGUUCUUUUCAUUUGUUUGCAUACUACUUUCUAUUGCAUUCCUCACACACAAGUUGCAUUUCAACCUGCGUUGCUCCGUAAAUUUAUCCGCUGAGCCGCAUCGUGUACUAUUAGUAGAUGGAUUACUACCCAAGCCCCCUCGCAUUAGAACACGACUCAACUCGUGUUUCUGGGCUCUGGAAAUAAUGAUGCGAUUCCUGCUAGAUUUGGGAUAUUGUUGCUUGUAUGAACCGUGGAAUGGUGUAAUUGGAACACAAAUACCAAAUAGUGGAGGCUGUUGCUGUACUAGU